This is a messenger RNA of Lethenteron reissneri (Far Eastern brook lamprey), 1157 nucleotides long. RefSeq names its product intraflagellar transport protein 80 homolog. Gene Ontology annotation, cellular component: intraciliary transport particle B; cilium. Lineage: Eukaryota; Metazoa; Chordata; Hyperoartia; Petromyzontiformes; Petromyzontidae. The record is from RefSeq and is a predicted model, not a curated record. Gene Ontology annotation, biological process: cilium assembly.
AUGCUGGUGCUGCUCUUUGAGGCUCUGAGCGGGAAGCCGGUGGGAGACGGGAAGCCGCUCACGCACAAGCUGGAGGUGGUGCAGGUGGCGCUGGAUGCCAGUGGCGGUGGUGGCGGUGGUGGUGGCGGUGGUGGCGGUGGUGGUGGCGCUGAGCGGCUGCUGGCGCUGCUGGACGGGGCGCAGGACGUGUUUGUGGUGCACACGCGCGGCGCCAGGGAGGGGAGGCCGCCCGUCAAGAUCGGUGGCUCGGUGCAGUGCGUGGCGUGGCACGGCACCGCCCCGGUGCUGUGCGGCGUCGGUGACGGCCGCCUCUCCCUGUGGCUGUGCCCGGCGGCCGCCUUCGCCGACCCGGCCCUGUCGCCCGCCACCGUGAGGCACCGCGACGCGCCGGAGCUGGGCAAGUCUCCGCGCGUGCUCUCGUUUCUGGGUGCGUGCGUGAGCGUGCGCCGAGCUGACGGGGCGCUGCUGUGCGUGCCGGUGUCGCCGUACCCCGGCGCUCUGCACGGCCUCGUCGCCGCUCAGCGCUGGGACCACGCCCUGCGCCUGUGCCGCUUUGUCAAGGACCCGGCGCUGUGGGCCUGCCUGGCCGCGCUGGCCGUGCGCUGCCGGGAGCUCGAGACGGCGGAAGCCGCGUACGCCGCCAUUGGGGAGGUGGACCGCGUGGCGUACGUGAGGGCGACCCGGGAGCUACCGGUGCCGGAGAGCCGCUGGGCGGCGCUGGCGCUGCUCAGCGGAGACGUCCACCAGGCCGAGGGCUUACUGCUGCAGGCAGGCCUCACGUACCGGGCGAUACGCACACACAUUGACCUCCACAGCUGGGACAGGGCUCUGGAGCUGGCCGUGAAGCACAAGACCCACGUGGACUCAGUGCUCGCCUUCCGCCAGCGCCACCUGCAGCAGCUGCAGCAGCAGCGCCAGGGGCAGCAGCAGCAGCAGCAGCGGCAGGCGGUGGCGGUGGUGGAGACACGUCCACGCUUUCUGCAGUAUGCACGCCAGGUGGAGGUGGACUGGGAGAAGGUGGAGGCCAAGAUCGAGCUGGAGCUGCAGAAGGAGCGGGAGAGGGGGGGGGCGACGACGACGACGACGACGGUGACGACGCAGGGAGCCAGGGGGGGGCACGCGGUGCAAAGAUAGCGCGGAGCCGUGGUGGGGGGCAC